Saccharomycodes ludwigii is the source of this 2052-nucleotide messenger RNA. It is a transcript of the gene TDA11, whose product is annotated as Tda11p. The coding region runs from base 1 to 2052 and encodes 683 amino acids. The record is from RefSeq and is a predicted model, not a curated record. Lineage: Eukaryota; Fungi; Ascomycota; Saccharomycetes; Saccharomycodales; Saccharomycodaceae. The transcript has a single exon.
AUGAAUAACAACACAUCUAGCCCUUUUUCUUCUUCUUCUGCUACUACCGCCGCUACCACUAUUUCCAACAAUGGUGGUGAAAAUAACGUGCCUACUUCUCCCACUAAUAUUAACGCUACUCCUAACAAUAGAUCACAUAAUGUAAGUAAUAAUGUGAAUAAUAACACAUUGCGUUUAAAAAGGUCAGCUAGUAUGCGUAAAUCGUUAUUAGUGCCAUUAAUAUCUCCAGGUAGAAGUUCCUCCUUCACCCAUCGCUAUAAUGAUACUAAUGCUAAUAACAGUAAUAAUAAUAAUAACAAUAGUAAUAAUAACAAUAGUAAUAAUAAUAAUAGUAAUAAUAAAACUUCACCUUCUCGCAACAGCAAAAAGAUCAGAAAUAGUGUUUCAAUGUCGAACUUGCAUGGUAUUGCCAAUGCUCACAAUAACAGUACGGCGACCAAUAUAUAUUCCACACCAAAGUACCACUAUAGUACCAAUACUACUACUACUAAUAAUAAUUUUAACGAUUCUGUUGCUACUAAUAAUGUUUCUCAUAAUGUUAAUGGUAAUGAAAUAUCACCUACUUUAUACAAGAGCGGUAAUAUUCAUAAUAACAGUACACCUACCGUUAAUAAUAACUUUAUUAACAAAAAUAAAAAUAGAAGUAGAAGUAGUAGUUUAAUUAUAACAGCUUCAUCACCCCCACAACAACAUAUACAAAUGCACAAUACAUUUGCUCAUAAUAGUAACGCUGCUAACAUACAACGUAUUCCUAGCAACAAAAGGCACCUAAAUAAUAAAAUAGUUGGUGGUAAUGCUGCACACGCUUCUAAUUCUACUGUUCCAUAUUAUUCAAAUAACAGCAGCAAUAUUCCUGCUGAAGAUCCACCUGCCGCAGAUAACACGACUUCUGCAGAUAAUAGCAAUUAUAUAGAUGACGCCAAUGAAACAACCACACAAAUAUUUACUCUAUUAGCAAAUAAAGAGUUGGAGAUUUUAGAAAUCAAAAAAAAAAUUGAAGACUUAAAAAGGACUUUACACUUACAGGAAAUCCAAUUGAACAAAGGGUAUAGAGAUUUAGAAAUUUUAAAGAGGAAAGCCAGCGUAGAGCUUUUUAAGCAACAUGGAAGUACAACAACAACUAAUAAUAAUAAUAAUAAUAAUAAUAAUAAUAAUAAUAAUAAUAAUACUGCCAACACUUCCACUAUGAGUAUCGACCCUAAUACCAGUGUUGAUUCGCAGAAUACAAUGAAUACAGUGCCAUCCAUUAACAUCCAAAAAAAUAAACACAAUAUUAAAGCUACCAAUGGCAAAUUCUCAAGAACGUUGAAUGGUGCCAAUAAAUUGGACUUUCAUAGCUCUGGGAAUGGUGCAUCUAAUGUCGGUGCUAAUACAACAUUCCCUAGUAGGAAAUUUAGUUCUACCUCAUCAAUUGAGGAAAAGUCUGAAGAGGAUAAUGGUAAUCAACUAUAUAAUGAUGAUAAUAAUAAUAAUACUAGUAAUAAUACGGGCCGUAGCAGAAUGUCUUUAUACUUUAACAAAGGUAUUAAUUUAAUCAACCAAUUUGAUCAAAUGCUACAAAACGAAUUAGAGAAAAAAAUUGCAUGGGAGGAUUCAAUAUCACAAGAAGAUGUAAUACCGCAACCGAAUGAAGAAAAACAACAGGAGCAUGUUAACAACCAAAAUCCCGCAACUAAUACUGAUUCUCCCUCUAUAUGGAGUAAUUUCUUGAAUGAUAUGAAAGCUGGGUUAAUUACUACAUUAGACGGGAAUGCUAAUGAUAGCAUUAUAAAUGGUAAUAAUAAUAAAAAUGAUAAUUGUGUUGAUGAUGCUAUAGAAUUAAUUGACUUACAUAAUGAUAUUAGUAUCAGUAGUAUUAACAGUACUUCGUCCCAGCCGGCUAUUAAUUCCGGUACUAAUUCCGAUAAUGCUAAUAACAAUUCAAGCAGAAUUGUGACUACAGCCACAACUACCAGUAAGAACAAAAUAAAAAGAAGCAAUACUAUUAAUCCAACUACUUCUGCCUCUACCAAGAAAGAUGGAGGUAGCUACAAAUAUUUUUCGGAUAUAUAA